This is a messenger RNA of Peniophora sp. CBMAI 1063, 552 nucleotides long. NCBI's taxonomy places the organism in Eukaryota, Fungi, Basidiomycota, Agaricomycetes, Russulales, Peniophoraceae. The record is from the annotation of a GenBank genome assembly.
AUGUCGUCCGUGCUCGCGUCUAUCCUCUGCUGCUGCGGUCCACGAGAACGCGAAGAUGCUUCUGACGAGCCGGAUGAGAAUACGCGGCUUAUCGUGCCUGUUGACGAGCCAAUACCCCAACCACGACAUGCGGUCGACAGCGAGCGGAUGAAGGAGCGUCUCGGACAUAUCGUGCGCUCGAAAGAAGGGAAGAUGGUUAGCCUCCAAGGCUCAACCUCCUUCGCAGGUACCCGCAGCGCCUCCCGCGUGAGCGACGCCGGAGAAGAACACUCGCAGUCCGCAUCGUCCCUCUCGGCCGCCGACGCGGACGACGACCUGUCGCCCGUGCACGCGCCACCUACGCCGAAUGUGAGGGUUAUUAGAGGCGCGAUAAGGGGACGGCCGGCGGUGAGGAGGAUAUCGCCGAGUGGGCUGGGUGCAAGUGCGAGGGCGCAGGAGGCGGGGGCUGGGGCGGAGGCGGAGGGGAGUGGGAGUGAUGGUGCUGCUCAGCCUGAGGCUGGUCCGUCAACUGUUCAGCCAGUAGGCUCGUUAUCAGCAAGCUGGGGCGACUGA